UUGUUGAGCUAUAAAUAAAUAUUGUUGAUUGACUUAAACAUACAUCGAUCAUAGUAUCUGAUCUCUUGUAACGGACAUAUCUCCUCUUGAUCACCCUUUUCUUUUACAAAGCUAGAUUUCUCUUGUUGAAGCUAUAACUAUGUCGUGGUAUGGAAAUCCUAAUUGUUUUUUAAGAUGCAAGGGUCCGAAACAUAGGUUUCACAUAUACAAGAUACAGAAAAAGUUUAGCGUCCCUCUUAACAGUGGAGAUUUCGACACUUCAGCGGUUUUAGAUUUCUCUCGACAUCUUUCUUUGGGCCACAACCAAGAGAGCGAUUACGAUGUUCUUAAAUCUUGGUUAAAUGCAGAUGGCUGCGUUAAUAAGUAUGUAAAUUGUCAAGGAUUGGUGAUUUACAGGAAUUAUGGUGAUUCUCCAAGUACCUGGUCACGAGUAGAGGAAAAUGACUCGACUUUUUAUAAUCUACCUGGUAUUACAAAUCCUUAUGAAAUAAAAUUGGCUAAGAAACGCGCAGAUGAAAAAAAGAUCUCCGAUCUUCAAGAUAAGUUGGAUUAUGAAGUAACUAAGUUGAAUAGUGAAGUAACAUAUUUACAAGAGAAAUUAAACCAGGAGAAGAAUGAUAGACAAGCUCAAGUUUCCGAUUUGCCAACAAAACUCGAAGAGUGCAGACUGUGUAGCAGUGCUAGGGGUGGAUCCGCCGAUGUCCAACCAUGGACGAGUGGCGAUACUGUCUCUAGUCACUUGGUUCCUUCCAAGAACCUUGAUGUGAUAAGUUAUCCAAAUAGCACGUCUGUUACGAUCAUGGAAGGAUCAAGUAGCUGGUCACGAGUAGAGGAAGAUGACUCGAUUUUCUAUAGUCUACCUGGUAUUGCUAAUCAUUCUGAAACAAUGUUGGCUGAGAAACAAGCUGUUGAGAAAAACAUGUCCGAAUUAGUAGCACAAAAUUCAGUUCUCAGAGAAAAGUUGAAAGAGCAACUGAACCGGGAGAAAAAGUUUUCUGAGCUAGUUGCAGAAAUUUCCGGUCUUAAAGGGAAAUUGAAUAAUGAAGUAACAAAUCUGCAAGAGCAGCUGAACCAGGAGAAGAAUGAUAGGAAAGCUCUCCAAACACAAGUUCUCGAUUUGACAGCAAAACUCGAAGAAUGUCGUGGUGUUGGAGGUGGUAUAGAUUGACGAAGUGCAGGCGAGAUGUAAUACUUAAAGAGUGUGUCCACUGUGUUGAGUUAGUGUUUGUACGUUACGUACCUGACGUAAGUUUGUGAACUGAAAUGUGUUUGCACGUGAGUAUUGAUGUAUAACUAAUAUAUAAGUAUUAAUGUGUUUCUAAGUAUGCUGAGUGGAGAUUCAACUAAUAUAAGAGACAUUACAUA
Molecule: messenger RNA, 1365 nt
Organism: Papaver somniferum (opium poppy)
Lineage: Eukaryota; Viridiplantae; Streptophyta; Magnoliopsida; Ranunculales; Papaveraceae
Exons: 2
Coding region: 140-1168 (342 amino acids)
Source: RefSeq, a predicted model, not a curated record